AACGUGCAUCGCUUCUCAUCUCUCUGCUUUGGCCAUUAUAUAUAUUUAUAUUUUAUAGUCAUAAACAGCUUUACAAAAUUAUAAGGGUGCAUAGCGCACCGAUAAUGAUGAUAAUGUAAACGUACUUCUGCUCCUCAAGGACUGCUUUAUUACGAAAUAAAACUAUGUUGAAUAAACUGUCACGCCUGCAAACCCAUCAUUCCAUCUAAGUCUGUGCAAGUAAUUACGAAGUAGAAUAAUGACGACAUUUCCUGGAAAUCCAAAAAGCGAAAUCUUCAGUAUCGAAACGGAAAAUAGCCAUAACGUUCUAACGAUCAUGCAUAGAAAUGUUCCCAGAUUUGACUCUGGCAGUGUUAGCUAUUAUGUAUUAUGAUAUACUAUAUUAUAAUAAUUUUAACUUCUUUUAGAAAUGCUGAGUUCUUACUGACGGAAUUUUCAUUAACAAUGCUAAUCAGAAAUAUUAACAAUACUAAGUAUUUCAUAUUGUUUAUAGAAAAGCCUUAGCUAUCUCAAUUGAAUUGAACAAGCAUUGUUUCAGAUGAUCUACUUGUUCGAAUGAUAUAUUUUCUAUAUUACUUUAUGCAAACUAAGAGUGCAACCUCCACAUUAGUUAUCCUGAAUAAGGCAUCUAGGCCACAUGACUUAUGGUGGAUGGUGGAUCUGUCCAGACUAGACUUCGAGUAUUACCUUCCCAUCUUUUGUGAUGCUCUAUCUGAUACUGAAUAUCCGUUCAAUAUCCUGGCGAGAGACGGAGCCAUUGAACUUCUGGAGGCUGCUGGAGAUAGAGUGUUGAGAGUUCUGCCUGAAGUAGUUAGUGGUAUAAAAAAAGCUAUCAAUACGGAAAUCCCCGAAAUCAUGAUGAAUGCUUGUUCUGUUAUUCAAAAACUGGCAACAGUGUCACCCCUUGUUGGAACAGCUCUAAUAAAGUAUUACAGAGUGCUGCUGAUUCCCUUUUUCAGCAAAUACAAGACAGUUCGAUCUGGUUUCAAAGAAGGUGAGAUAGACUAUGGUCAAAGGAAGCGGAACCUUGGCACAGUUAUAGAUGAAACAUUGGACCUUUUGGACAGAACUGGCGGCCAGGAUGCUUACGUUGAGAUUAAAUACGCGGUUCCAACAUUCGAGUCUGUCUACCAUAAUGCAUAAGUCUGAAUACCUCUGAAAAAUGUAAUAAUAAAAGAACAAUUGAUUAAAUAUCAGAUGUCUUAAACUACAAAUAAAAUAUUAAAUAAAUAAAAUUAUUUUGCUAUGGA
Messenger RNA from Stegodyphus dumicola, 1250 nucleotides. Its product is annotated as parkin coregulated gene protein homolog. The record is from RefSeq and is a predicted model, not a curated record. Gene Ontology annotation, molecular function: Hsp90 protein binding; Hsp70 protein binding. NCBI's taxonomy places the organism in Eukaryota, Metazoa, Arthropoda, Arachnida, Araneae, Eresidae.